AUGGAAACGCUAGAAUCCUUUUGGCAAGCUGCCGAACCUAUCCUGCAGUCCGUAUUCGACUCUCCCGAAGCGCCUCCGAAAGAUCUGGACUACAAAACGUUUUCCUCUGUUUAUACAAAGUGCUAUGAUUAUACAACUUCUCGAAAAUCACAAGCGACUGCUGAGGACAGUCCUUCCAUUUCUAGUCAGCUGGCGUCAGAGCCUAGCUCCCCUGCUGCUCUUGUCUUGCCACCACCUUCAUAUAGAAGAAUUGAUGAAUUCUUUGCUGAACGCGCAAAGAUUAUCUAUGACAACUCCCCGGGACCCACUACAUCCUCCUCAGAUCUAGCCAGGUAUGUUCUGGUGCAAUUUACUCAAUUCUCUGGCGCAACUUCCAUCACCUCUCGUCUGCUGAGGUAUCUUGAGCGAUAUGUAAUCAACCAACUGAUAUAUGAAGGACAUGGGUGGUCCACUGUCGGGAACCAGUCUAACAACACCUCGAAAAAAAUGACCGAAGAGCAGCUACUGGAGAGAGAUCGAAAGCUAGAGAGGUGGGGCUACGAAAAAGAUGCAGACAAUAACUUGGGAACGUGGAAAGAGGUCGAAUCUUGGGCUGAAGCCGGCAGCUCUCUAGAUCGUAUCGUGCCUAUCAAAUCUCUAGCCUUUCGAAGACUGAGGGUGGCAUUCCUCGAGCCAUUGCUUGCUGACCAAGGCAGGUUGGCUCUUGCGAUCGGAGAGUUAUUGGAUACCCACAAAUGCCAGGAAGUAGAGGGGUCUGAUAAAGAGGAGUUGUUAUUGGGUUUGAAAGAUGUAUUCCGCAGUUGUGGGAUAGCCCCGGACAAUUUGCAACGUGUCAAAUUGGAACUGUACUUAUGA
Molecule: messenger RNA, 855 nt
Organism: Lentinula edodes (shiitake mushroom)
Lineage: Eukaryota; Fungi; Basidiomycota; Agaricomycetes; Agaricales; Omphalotaceae
Exons: 1
Coding region: 1-855 (284 amino acids)
Source: RefSeq, a predicted model, not a curated record